Molecule: messenger RNA, 7083 nt
Organism: Plasmodium inui San Antonio 1
Lineage: Eukaryota; Apicomplexa; Aconoidasida; Haemosporida; Plasmodiidae
Exons: 1
Coding region: 1-7083 (2360 amino acids)
Source: RefSeq, a predicted model, not a curated record
AUGAACCACCGCAGGAAGGGGAAACGAAAAUACAAACUCAACUCCAUAGACAUAGAACUGGAGGCCUUCAUCUUUGGGUGCUUCUUCUACACGUGGAAUAAAAUCUUCACCGAAAAUGUGAGGAAGAAGAAGAAGGGAAACAAAAGGAGCACCAGCGGAGUAAAUAAGCUCAGCUUCAGGGUGAGCAGCAGCAAAGGAGCAGCAGCAGGAGCAGCGGGAGGAAGAAGCAUCCAAAGUCUCAGUGUCGGGAAGACGACAAACACCGUUAAGAGAAAGUCGAACCCGGUGGUUGCGCCCAAUAAGACGUGUGCAGUUAAAACUGCGAACGCUUUGGAAGUGCCAACAUUGGAGAAGCACACCAGCAGAAAAAGCUGCGGAGACAAUGAAGGCACUUUGCCACACGCGUCAUCUAGCCACAUUCGUAGCAACUUAAGUGAAGAAUUCCAAAGGAAAUACAAAAUAGACAUUGACGACCUUAACGAGCAGUUACUCCAUUUUGUUAAGCUAAACUUCUGCUUGAAUGAGAACAACUUUCACAUUUUUCACGAUUUAUAUUCUUUUUAUGACCACAUAAGGGAGGAGAAAAAGGACGAGGAGGUUUAUGUGCACCGCGUUUUCCUUAAAACCGAUGAGGGUUGCGCGCCGCAGGGAGGAGAAUGGAUGAGCAGUCCAGAGGGGACCAGCAUGGGAGGGAGAAGCGCAGUAGGUGAGAACAGCCUCAGGGGGGGUUCUUCGCAGAGGAGGGGGACCCAUAAGGGGGCCCAAAAGGUGUGCACUUCAGACGGUUCAAAGGUACCCCGGAUGGACGCUUCAAAGUUGUCCGUCGCGGAUUGGUCGAACCAUACUUGCACAUGGCCAGCCAAGUGCCCGUUCUGUGAACUGCCGCAGAGCAAAGAAAAGGGAGUUAAAGCACUAAGGAGACAGAAGUUCAUACACGCAUGCAUACGGAGGGUAUACGGAGAGAAGAACCUCCAAUUGGUAAACAAAUGCAUUAUAAACAUAAAAACGUUUGAUGAUAGCUUCAUCCACUCGAUUACCAUCGAAAGAUUAUUCAGCUACAUAAACGAAGGGGACAACAGAAAUUUGCUCUUCUUCUGGUUCGAAUUUUUGAAUGUCCUUCUAAAGGUUACAAUGAACAAGCAGCGGAUGAUUCAAAUUUUUUUUUUCUUUUGUGUAAAAAAUUUACUCAUAAGUACCUACUUUAACAGAGAGCAGAUGAUGGGGGGUGGUGAUGAGUUCACCGCGGGGAAAACUUUCUCGACAAAAGGACAGGAAAAAAAUCCUUUCCUCACAAAGAUGCUAAAAAAGUACAAGUGUGAAACGUUCAGCAACAUCGUCCUGAAUAACAAUUACAGACUUUUGCAAAAUCUAUUCGAUUAUUUUUUUAUGGUAUGCUCAACGAGCAGUUUGAAAUUUUACGACAAUUUUUUUUUGAAUGUCCAGAUGAUUAAUUUUAUUUAUCUUGUGCAGGUAAAUUUUUUUCACUAUUACUACAUCGGUCUUUGUUCGAAGUUUUUCCGAUGGGAGGCUGCCAAUCGGGGGGAAAGAAGGGGGCUGGUCAUCUCUACUUCGCAGCGGGGAAGCGGCUACAUCAUUCGGCUUCCAAAGCAGACAGAACUUGCUAAGGACGUGAAGGAGAAAAUCGGCCCCUUCAGUCGCCUAAAGAGGAAAGAUGGAGAAGCAGUCAAUCCUGCUACUAACCUAUGCACUGUGAAAAAGGGGCAGAGAAAGGAAUCCACAGUUGGGGCAAAGUUCAGGAGGGUGACUGGAGGAGGGGGGGGUCUCCAAAAAGGGCGAGUGUCCGCUGAGGGAGAGCAGAUUGGCCCCAUGAGUCAAUUCACCUGCACUGAGGAGUUUUCCUCGCCCCAUGGGAGAAGCUCCAUCGGGGGCAUCUCCAUUGGGAAGCACUACAACGUGGGUGGGAAGCGGCCCUGUAAGGUUAAUCUGAGUUACCACAACUAUGUGCGUGGGGGGCGGGGCAGACAGGGCAGACAUGGCAUGCAGUUCAGCAUCAGUCGAUACGUGGCCCGUCAUAUGGGGGGGCAGACCCCGAUGGAAAACACCAAGAUUGGGCCGCUGGAGAGUAGGAAGGUGGCCCCCAUGGACAGUAAUAUGACCGCCCCGCUGCCUCCCAAUGAGGAGAUGCAGCAGGCCCCCCCCGCAAAGCGCCUCGCGCGAAACCUGAAAAUAUUUUUCAGCCGAUCGAACAUCUUCCUGAACAAGUACAUUCAAUCAGAGCAGCUAACCAAGCAGAGCAACAUCUUCUCCUUCCUCUUCGACGCGCUGCCAUCAGACAAUCUGCAUAGCAACGUCAGCAACACCCUGGAGCCGUAUAUCCUUUCUAUAUUCUCCAAGUACCAGUUCAUCCAAGUAGACGAUUUUGUGGAGAGUCUCAAACGAUUAUACAAUUUGAAGAGGGAAAGAAAAAAAGGAAAAAAAAAAAUCCUGCAAAAUAGCGAACAAUCUAAUGUGAAAUUCCUCAAUGACCUACAGGGAUUUAAUUACAUAUAUCACAAUUUAAAAAAUGAUUACCUCAUGCUGGCGGAGAGCUUAUAUUUUGACAUGCAGGGCGAGAGGGAAAAGGGGAAGCAGAAGGAGAAGGGGACGGAAAAGGCCAAGGACACAAGGCAAAAGCAUAAGUACAACAAAGUGCGAAUUUCCAAUUUAAUCCAAAACGAAAAGACAGACACGUUCAGAAAUGUGUCCAUAUAUAAAUUCUCGUCGAAAAAGUGGACCGUCCAACACAACCUCUUUAAUAUAUACUUGGAGUGUAGCUUGUUGAACAAGGCAUUGAAGUUGCUGAUGAUUGAUUUCAAUUUCUCCUUCUCCCUCACCUCCGAAGUUAUUUUCCUCUACAAAAUGUACCUCAUUGAAUUGAAAAGGAAAAAUAUCUUGUUCGCAUUCGAAAAUUUGAGUAUGUCUUUUAACAAGUGUUUUAUUCUUUUGAAAAAAUAUCUUUGCAAUCCUACGUCCUUCAAAUUACUGUCUUUGAUUUCCCUCCAUUUUAGUAACCUCAUUUUUAACUACCCUUUUUUAAGGGCUUAUCUCUCCUUCUGUCCGAAUGACAAGAUUAGAUUUCUGAGGAGUAAUAUAAUUUUGCAUGAAAAUGUCACAGCCAACUGCUACUACAAUGAUUACUUUAGUCACAAAAAUGACGUCGAUGGUUUAAAUUUACUGUGUGAAGAUGGAUGGGAUGGAAGGGGGCGUUGUCGAUCCGUGCAGGAGGAGGGGUCCGGGAACAGCCGCAGAGAGGCUCUGCCAGAGGAAAUUUCCAGCUGUGUGGGGGAAGAGGCGGCCUCCUCGCCCCGCCCCUGCAAUUCACGCGCCAUGUACACCUCUCAAGGGUUGUACAAUUGGCAGAAUAACUCUGUUGACUCUGGUGGGCGGUUCGCACCUCUUUGCGUCGUGAGGGGGGAGAUGUCUCCGUCUGGCAGGGACCCAGGGGGGAACGAGGGGGAGAGGGGCUCCGCAUUGGCUUCAUACGGUCAAUGCGGCCAAUACGACCACUGCUUCGAAGCAGGUGCACGGGACAAGCGUGGCCUGCGGAGCGACUCAGUGGCCCCCUCCGCCAGAGGACCCUUCCCGUCUGACGAAGAACCCUUUUGCGGAAAUGCGGCGAUAGACCUCUGCAGAAGUAUCGCGCGAGGAGCUGCCUCCAGCAGGGGGGGAGGAAACAACCACAGGAAUGCAUCCCGUAGAAGUCCGUCUCAUAGAAAUGCCUUCCAUAGAAGUGCCCCCCAUAGAAGUGCGUCCCGCAUAAGUUCAUCUCGAAGAGCCAACCUCAGGGGGGAUCAUCGCACGUGGAGCCACUCCAGCGACGAAUCCUCACACGAGGGGGGAAGUGGAAGACACCACCGCUUUCUCAGUCAGCAAGAUCAUCUGUUCAUGCGGAAAAUUGUACAAAGUUUCAACUUCAUUUUUAAUAUACUGGACAAAAUGGUAACCAGCUGCGAGGUGUCCUUCCUGAGUAAGGAAGCGGCAGGGCGGGUCUUCCACCGCCCAACUGGGAAGCGGCCAACUGGAGAGCGGCCAAACGUGCACCUGCAGAUGGGCCGCCCCCCCCUGGAGCCUCCCCCCUUUGACACCCCGUACAUCCACGCGCAGAACAGCUACCAAGAGAACGUAGGAAACAUGACGAACUUCAUAAAGGAAGUGGUAAACAAAGUGGACUCUUACUUUUGCGAAAAUUUUAGCCGAAAGGAUAUCAAAAAGCAUAUUGAACAAUUGGAGAGAAAAAAGUACAGUCAUUUCUUAUACGAGUCCAAGGCAAUGAGAUCAAUGAGAGAAGCACAUGACGAUUCGUUCUUCUGCUGUCUAGAGUUUCUAUUUCUGGCAUACAUAUGCUCCAACUAUUUCUCCGAUCAUGUGUCUGGAAGCUACAAGGAUUGCUUCAAAUCAUUUAACUUCAAUAACAUCUGGCCAAGCAACCAGCAGAUAAAGGUGAAGAUUUUGCUCUCCCUGAUACACUUGCUUCUUCACCAGAUUAACGUGAUAAAUUUGAACCCCUUCUUCUUGCAGAUUCUGAAAAUAAUUUUGAAUAAAUUUUACAGCCAUUUGGAUUACAACGACGUGCAGAUGUUUCAGUACAUAUAUAUGAGCCUGUCCAAUGAGACUUUGUUUUCUUCUUUCUCCAUCUGUGAUGAGAUUCGGGAUGUUAUCAGGGGUAGCUUCGGCUCGGUGAGGGAGUUUUCUUAUGUCUUCGACUUAUCGAGGAGGAGGGACGCCUUCUCGCUGUGCCGACUUGGCUGCGCGGGGGACGAUCCCCUCGGGGAGGACCUUUUCGUCACGAACCUUUUGGAAUUCCUCCUGCGGGGAGAUGCGGCGGUGCGAAAGGAGGAGAAGCGAAAAGGGGGGAAGCGGAAAGAGGACAGACCAAACGUGGCAGAGCUGCUCAACGGGGAGAGGCCAGAUGUGAUAGAGCUGCCCAAGGGGGACCCCCUGAACGAGACAGCCCUAUGGGAGGACACGCCCUUCAGUGAGUGCCCACACAACGAGACAAUUAGAGAUGACUCUGCUGUGGGUGAAUGGGUCGACCGCUUUUCGACGCAGGGGGAAGACGAGCAAUAUGGAAGUCACCCAAAGUACCAGUUUGACGAUUUCAAAAGCGAGGCCUCCUUUGAGAAGAACGACUUUGUUUUUUUUAAAAAGAGUGAAAAGUGGGGGGGAAGAGACCAAAUAACGAAACAAGGGGGGAGAAGCUCCUUUCUGGACAACAUACUCCUCCACCUAGAUAAAAAAAAUACCAAUGGAAAGAGAAGCCCAAUGAAGAGAAUCCCCUCCUCGGAUGAGGCAGCAGAGCGACACAAUAAUGGUACCCAUACGAAACUUCAUCGUACAGGGAGAAGACACCUCCCGAUGAGGGAAAAAACCCACGGGGGACAGAAAAGUGCAGAGGAGAAAUACAAACAAAUGUUGUACCAUUUUAAAGUCAGCAAAGAGGAAUAUAUAGAAAAUAACCUAAACAGGCGAAACGAAUGGCUGAUACGAUUGAAGACGUGGAGAGAUCGUUACCAUUACUAUGAGAAUGUGAAGCCAGAUCAUUACGAGGCAUACCAUUUGGAGAAAGAAUACUACCUACCAGAGGAACUAUUUGAAACCAACUGUUUCAUCCUAGCGGAAGAGAAACAUCAGAUGAGAAUCGGAUUUAAUCUCGAAAAAAAUAACUACCUUUCUGAAUGCCUAAAUUUAUUAAGAAUGAUAGACUUAUACAUGGAAUGUAGAAGCAGUACAUACAACAGGCCACUGUAUUUUGUAAAAAGUUUAAUCGUCACAUGCUUAAGUGUGAGCUAUUCUAGGCAUCUGUCUGUGGUGUAUAUACAUGCCCUCAUACGACUAUGUCUAUUCGAACUGCGCAUGGAUAAUGCUCAUACGUCUGUCUGCAUUCUGCUGGAGAUUUUAACUCAUUUUGAGCAGAUCAAAAGUUAUCGAAAUGUGAUGGGCAUUAUUUUUUACCUCUGCGGGUACUCGCUACUACACCAGUUUAACUUGCAGUCGGAGCGACUGGAAGGGGAACGAAGGAAAAGGGAACUCAUAAAGGAAUACCAUCACCAUCUAAAUAUGAAGAGGGAAAUUUUCGGCUCUUUUCAGCGAUGUAAACUGGGCAGGUCCACCUUUGGGAAGAGUUGCAACACAUCUCAUAAGAGUGGCAACCCCCUUGAUGAGAAUUGCAAGACACCUGACAUUUCUCCGAUUGGAACAGAGAGGUCCCACGUUUGCAACAAUCAAGAGGGAGAGGAUCAAGGGGCCGCCGACUCCGACAGCACCAACGGGGGGGAACGCGCUAUUGGCUCAGUUGCCAUGAGUGAAGGAAGGAAUCUAGACCCCACACUAUCCGAGCAUAGUCACCGAAGCAGUAAUUAUACGUCCAGCCCACAGGCCAGGCAGAAGUCCGCCCCGGAACACUUUGCCAGAAGCGUGGAGAGGAGAACAAGCAGCUGCGUGAAGGGGAGCCUCUCCAAGGGCGGCUCCGCAAAGUGUGCCAGGAAGCUAAUCCCGCUAGUGAAGAACCAAAUAAAAAUCACCGACUACUUUUCCAAUGUGAAGAACGAAAAGGUGCAAGAGGCACUUUCAGACGCGGACUCCACCAUAUUGGACAGCGAUCAUAUUCACCUGAACAGUUCAGAAAAAAAGUGCGUAAAGAAAAGAAGAAAAAAUGAUGGAUUAACCCAUUACGUAGUCCAGCAGCAGGAGAGGCCCCCCACGGAGACAAAUUUGCAAAAUAAGAACGAUCAGCCGUACGACACACUUGAAGAGAUAAAUAAGAAGCAAUUUUUUUUACUUUUAAUUUGCUUCUACAUGAAGCGAGCUCUCUACCACUGGGAGAAUGACGGAGAUGCGGUGGGAAUUUCCAAUGGAAUUCAACAGAAGAGAAGGAUGAAAGAUGCUCUCUUCUUCCUCAUGUCUUCUUAUAAAUUUUUUUACAAAUCAUCUCUUUUUUUGUCAAAGCAUGAACGGAUUGGGAGUUUUAAAUUUCCACUUUUUGACUUCCAGCUUUUUGAGGCGUAUAAGACGUUUUACGCCUUCUACAGGGGGGCCUUUCUCCGGUGCUGCAACGCCAAUGUGACGUUCGCCUCGCGGGGUUGA